CUGCAAAUGACUUGAUAACAGAGCGAUGAAUCUGGGCCUCAAUACCUAUCCUCCUUCCUCCGGAAUGGCUGCGGAUAGUUUGACCUUUGUCCGUUUUCUCCUCCAUGCUCUGCUUCUCGUCGUUCUCCUCCUUCUCACUCUCCUCUUCCUCCGCCGUCAGCGACAAAACCACCGUCUACCGCCCAGUCCCCCUUCCUUUCCCUUGUUAGGUCACCUCCACCUCCUCAAACCGCCGAUCCACCGCUCCCUCGCCGCCAUUUCUUCCGCUCAAGGUCCCGUCGUCCUCCUCCGCUUCGGCUACCGCUCCGUACUCCUCGUCUCCUCUCCGACCGCCGCCGAAGAGUGCUUCACCGUCCACGACGUCGCCUUCGCCAACCGCCCCCGCAUCCUCGCCGGCAAGAUCCUCGGCUAUGACUUCACUUCCGUCGCCUGGGCCCCCUACGGCCCCCUCUGGCGCGACCUUCGUCGCAUCAUGUCCGUUCACUUGCUCUCUUCCGGCCGCCUCCGCGCCUCCUCCGACGCCCGCGCCGCUGAGAUCCGCACCCUCGCGCGGACCCUCUUUCUCCAGCACGGCGGCGGCGCGCCGCGGAGGCUGGACAUGAAAUCGACUUUGUUCGACCUCGCGGUCGGCAUCAUCGAGCGGCUGGUGGCUCCGCUGGCCGGGGACGCGCCCAACCAGAGGCGGAUAGUGAGGGAGAUAGUGACCGAGGGAUUUCGGGAGAGCGCUGCGACGGCGAACGCAGGGGACUACAUGCCGGCGUUUAUGAGAGCUUUAGCGUGGCGGAGAUCGGAGAAGAGGCUGAUGAGACUUCACAAAAAGAGGGAUGGGUUUUGGGGUUCUCUCAUAGAACAGCACCGGGAGAGACAGCGGACCCAGGAGGAGGAUGGCGGCGGCGAAGGAAGCAAGACGGUGGUGAACAUCAUGCUGUCGCUGCAGAACAGCGAUCCAGAACACUACACGGACGAUCUCAUCAAAGGCCUAAUCAUGGCAAUGUUUUCAGCGGGAACAGAUACCUCCUCCGUCACGAUGGAAUGGGCGAUGAGCCUGCUGCUAAGCUAUCCUCGCGUCCUGGAGAAGGCCGCCACAGAGCUCGACGUCAAGGUCGGUCAUUCGCGUCUGGUCUCUGAAGACGACCUCCCCAACCUCCCCUACUUGAUCUGCAUCAUCAACGAAACCCAGCGCCUGUACCCCGCCGCCCCCCUCCUCGUGCCCCACGAAUCCUCCCAAGACUGCACCGUUGCUGGCUUCGACGUCCCGGCCGGCACCAUGCUGCUCGUCAACGCGUGGGCCAUCCACAGGGACGCUGCGGUCUGGGACGAGCCGGGAAAGUUCAAGCCGGAGAGAUUCAUGGAAGGCGGUGCGGCGGCGGCGGCUGAAGGAUACAAGUUCUUGCCGUUCGGGAUGGGGCGGCGGCGUUGUCCAGGCGAGGGACUGGCUAUGCGCGUGGUGGGGCUGACGCUGGCGACCUUCAUCCAGUGCUUCGAGUGGCAGAAUGUGUCGCCGGAGGAGGAGCUAGACAUGGCGGAAGGGCCGGGGCUGAUCAUGCCCAAGGCCAAGCCACUGGAGGCCAUGUACAAGCCACGCCGGAGCAUGUUGCCCCUUCUGUCGCAGUUGUAGAGGCAUCCAAAAUAUAAAGCGAGGACAACAACUUCUAUCUCAGAAUACGAAAACAAGAAAAAGGCUGGAUCAAAUAUAAAUUCUUAUCCAUCUCUUGGGUAUCUUGUUACGAGAUUUGUUAGGUUGCGCAGCUCACUUAUGCGACUGAGUCGGUUGGGCAUCCCGAAAUAACAUCCCAACUCACUUAAUCGCAUAACAUACUCAUGGAAGGAAUCCGAGCAGCAUAUUAAUAAAAUUACUUUGAUUCUGUCCCAAAGUGAAGAAGAUUGUUGACUGGAAAUGUGAUUCUGUAGUUGA
Molecule: messenger RNA, 1915 nt
Organism: Zingiber officinale
Lineage: Eukaryota; Viridiplantae; Streptophyta; Magnoliopsida; Zingiberales; Zingiberaceae
Product: cytochrome P450 81Q32-like
Exons: 2
Coding region: 26-1618 (530 amino acids)
Molecular function (GO): monooxygenase activity; heme binding; oxidoreductase activity, acting on paired donors, with incorporation or reduction of molecular oxygen
Source: RefSeq, a predicted model, not a curated record